UAGAAGACUCUGCAUUCGUUUGUUUUUUAUUUUUUGUAGUGUUUUGUGCGUGGUGUGUCAUCUGGACAGAGCGUUUAAUCGGAAUAUUUGUUGAAGUUAAUACAUUCGUUGAAAAGUUUUAAUACACAUUAUGACUUUCGACCCUGUUUACGUCAAGACAGAAAUUUUGUCACCUAAUUCUGAAGAGAUUUCUCCUGUGCCCAGCAGCAGUGGCAGUGCUGCUGAUGACUCCGUCAGGGUCAAGCAGGAGAUGAUUUUCCUCCCUGAGAGUGUGGAUAUGAAAACGGAAGAAGAAUCCCCCAAAGAUGAGGAGGUAUUGCCAGGUGGUGGGCAGCUAGGGAGCCGCUCUGACCCUCUGGAUAAGGAACACGCCAGUCUCGGAGCUCGCCACUAUGAGAAUGCUUCUUCACCGAGUUCUUGGAGUUUCAGGUUACUAGAAGUGAACCACGAGACAGACUGCACUGACCGGACAACACGCAGUCUCCAUCCAGACGUAAUCUACCCAGAGCAGUGUGGCACACUGGGGUCACCGAGGCGAGACUGCGACGAAAGCGAUCCGUUUGUGACAGAUUCUGCGAGUGAUCCUCUCGGAAAUGAUGUCCCUCGUGGAAAUGAGAUGAGGGUCGCCGAGAGGUUCAGCUGCGCACACUGCGAGAAGACCUUCUUCUCGAGGUACUGCAUCACGAAGCACGUGUUCAGCCACGAGCCCGGGGUUCCGGCGCCGGCGUCCAUCUGCGAGCUGUGUGGCGACGUGUUUCCGGACGCGGCUGGCCUGAGCCGGCACGUGGCCGACCGCGGCUGCGAGGAUCGUGGUGGGGGUGAGGGCGGGGCCGAGGGCGGGGCCCGGGACGCGGGGCCCCGGAGGGCGGAGCUGCCGCCCGUCAGCCAGAUCCGGCCGUUCGCCUGCCGGGCGUGCGGCGCCACCUUCGCCAGGCUGGGCCACCUCAAGGUCCACCUCACCAUCCACGCCGACGACCGUCCACACGCCUGCGACGUGUGUGGGAAGCGCUUCCGCCAGUCGGUGCACCUGACGAUCCACAAGCGGCUGCACUCGGACGAGCGGCCGUACGGCUGCGAGGUGUGCGGCAAGGCGUUCCGGCAGUCGGUGCACCUCCAGAUCCACCUGCGGCAGCACACCGGCUACCGGCCCUUCAGCUGCGACGUGUGCGGCCGGACCUUCACGGACCGCACCGGCCUCAACAGGCACAAGGCGGUGCACUCGCGGGACCACCCGUUCGCCUGCGACGCCUGCGGCAGGUCGUUCCGCGACGAGGGCGGCCUGCGCGACCACCGCGCCCACAACGCCUGCGCCGCCGGCCCCUUCUCGUGCGACAAGUGCGGCAGGUCGUUCGCGGACCCGUUCGCGCUCAAGCGGCACCUGCGGGUGCACGAGAGCAAGAAGCGGAAGCCGUGCGACGUGUGCGGCGACGGCGGCGCCGGGGGCCGCGCCUGCCGCCACGACAAGCCGUACGUGUGCAAGGUGUGCGGCAGGGACUUCGCGCGCGCCUCCUCGCUCAAGAGGCACGUGACCGUGCACACGGUGGCCAGGACUUUCGAGUGCGCGAGCUGCCGCCGGAGGUUCAAGUGGGAGAGCAGCCUCUGCGCGCACAAGUGCGGGCUCGACACCACCCCGAAGCAGUUCUCCUGCGACGUCUGCGGCAAGCGCUUCCGCUUCCGGCACAACGCCGAGGCCCACCGCAAGGUCCACACGGGCGAGAGCACGCACUCGUGCGAGGUGUGCGGCAAGCUGUGCAACUCCGCGGCCAACUUGAGGAGCCACUACACCGUCCACAGCGAAGAGCGGCCGUACACCUGCGAGAUCUGCGGCAAGGGCUUCCGGCGCACCGGGAACCUGGUGGCUCACCGGAAGACGCACCUCACUGGUGGGCGCGACUCUACACUCUGCCCCGUGUCCUUCGACUCCGCCAUCCACGUCCGGGAGCACGCCAGUUCGUCACUGGCUGCCCCGCCGUUGCCCGACGACAGCAGUGCCUUUAGUAGUGCAUUAUUUUACGAGUGUACCGUCUGUCGGAGCUCUUUUACUGACGCCAUUAGUUACUGGAGGCACGUAGGUGAACACUCUGGUAAUCCUAAGGUGGGUGUGCCCGACUCUUGUGGUGGCCACAGUGCAGCGACGUACACUGCACUACCCGGUGCUAGCUCGGAAGCUGCCCUCGACCGUGACACGCAGCCCAUUAACAGUGCCUUUACUUGUGAACCAGAAAUGGUAAUACCUGUAGGUCCAGAAAUUGUUAAUAUGUAUUGAUUACAGUCUAAAUGUGCUAUUGUACUUGCUAAAGAAUAUAGCGGAAAUAACAAGACCACACAGCUCAACAUUUUUAUCGACUGCUCUUUUUGUGGAUACGUGCCGAUAUAUCACGUACAUCAACACACUGCAAGCCACCUUUCAGUCUGUAGCGAAUGAUACUUCCGAUAGCAUUAGCUUUAUCCUUCUUCAAAUGGUUCAAAUGGC
This is a messenger RNA of Schistocerca gregaria, 2473 nucleotides long. Its product is annotated as zinc finger protein 658B-like. The record is from RefSeq and is a predicted model, not a curated record. Gene Ontology annotation, molecular function: DNA-binding transcription factor activity, RNA polymerase II-specific; RNA polymerase II cis-regulatory region sequence-specific DNA binding. Gene Ontology annotation, biological process: regulation of DNA-templated transcription. NCBI's taxonomy places the organism in Eukaryota, Metazoa, Arthropoda, Insecta, Orthoptera, Acrididae. The coding region runs from base 131 to 2266 and encodes 711 amino acids. The transcript is spliced from 7 exons.